Molecule: messenger RNA, 2747 nt
Organism: Rhineura floridana
Lineage: Eukaryota; Metazoa; Chordata; Lepidosauria; Squamata; Rhineuridae
Gene: HINT3
Product: histidine triad nucleotide binding protein 3
Exons: 5
Coding region: 507-1052 (181 amino acids)
Molecular function (GO): catalytic activity
Source: RefSeq, a predicted model, not a curated record
AAGAAAACGUUUUUCUGAGAGUAACAGGCCUUUUUCUUUUCUUUCCCUAAAGCCUUUCCAAACAAAGCAGGCGCAGCCCGUUUCCGCCCAUUUGGUAUUAAUCCUAUGAUGCACGCUUAUCUGAAAAUACUGAGCUCCUUUGAACUCAAUUCAUUUGCCUUUGAGUAAACAUGUAUAGGAUUGCGUUUAACCGCGUGCGGCUGCCAGACAGGCAGAUCUGAACCCCACCAUCUUUCUCUCUUUUGACUAAUAAAGCACUGCACUAUUUCGUCAGCUCAACAAUUCAAGCAGGAGGGGUGUCCCGCCUGUCUGGCCGCAGCGCCGCGCCAAAACCCUGCGCAGCCUCCUUGCCUUCGCACGUUAGGGGUCGCCAACGGGCUCGACAAAGGGGAAGGCGGAGUCGCCGCCUCGAUUUUGCCGCUAGGCUGUUCCGCCAGCCGUGGGUUGGUUAGCCUCCUUCCCGGGCUGCGUACAGAGCGCGAGGCACGCCCGAAAUAAGGAACCCGAUGGCCGGAGAGGAAGGAGGUAGCUCGGGAUCGUCUCCUGCUGCGGAGCCCAGUCCUGGCGGCGGCGAGGCUGGUGCGGCUGGAGGAGAGAGCGGUUGUAGCGGCGGCGGCUACGACGGCAAGUGCAUUUUCUGCCGCAUCACCCAUGGGGAGGAGACGGACACCGAGUUUCUGUCUUGCGAGCAUGAAGACUUGGUGUGCUUUAGAGAUAUCAGACCUGGAGCUCCACAUCAUUAUUUAGUUGUGCCAAAAAAACAUGUAGGAAAUUGCAAGACUCUAAAGAGUGAGCAUAUACCAUUAGUGGAAAGAAUGAUGGCAGCUGGAAAGACUAUCCUUCAUCGGAAUAAGUUUAAUGACUUGAACGAUAUAAGGAUGGGUUUUCACUGGCCUCCAUUCUGCUCAAUAGCUCACUUGCAUCUUCAUGUCCUAGCUCCAGCUAGUCAGCUGGGAUUCUUGUCCCGAAUGAUUUACAGAAUCAAUUCCUAUUGGUUUAUCACAGCUGAACAACUCUUGGAACGGCUGAAGGCUGAAAGUGCUACUAUCUGAAAAGCACUUGUUCUAGAUCACAUGUCUUUGUGAACUAUGACCACUGAUUAUAGGGUUGGAUGUUAUUGUUAAUAUCCCUGAUUUUUGAAAAAUACUACUGAAUUUGCUGCUAUACAGUGGCUGAACUCAUUAAUUAACAUCGUACACAAAACGUCUCGGGCAAAUAUCUGAAUGAAAGAACUGAAUGCUUUCCAGAACAUCCAUAUCUACUGAUCAGAAAAUGAAAAAUACCUGUCCUCCUUCAAAAGCAAGUAGCAAUGGAUCUUGUAAAAGAAGAUGUAAUUAAAAAUUAAUAUAUGCCUCUAGGUUUGACUGUUCUUUGUCUAAACAAUGGAAGGGUUUUGUGCCUAUACUAUACGUUUGUGUCUUUUCUGGCAUUGCAAUGCUAGUGAUAGCUAUGAUGUCUUGGUGCUAAAUCACGUACUAUCCGCAUGUACAUGACUGUAUGCACAGCAGGAGCUCUUAAUAAGCCAUUGUGACCAGAGUGUGACUUCUGUACUUCUAAUGUGAGACAUUACACUGUUAGUAGGUUGGACUAGGAUAAGAUGUUGAAUGUGGACUACUGUAAACAAAUAUAACAAGUUAAAUGCAUGCAUUUAAGAAUAGGUAGAAAGUGAAUUAUAGUACAAGUUGACAUAAAGCAAUGGUUUCUUUGGGCCUAGCCUGUAGUGUUAAGGUAUCAAAUAUACCGAGUACAAAAGGCUUAUGCUGGAACUAAACUUGUAACCUAAAUACUGCUUUGAAUGUUUGGGAAACUUGAAGCAUGUUGGGGUGUUUCCACUAUGCAGACAGACCUUGGAAUUAUUGUUUACUAGUAUUUAUACUACAGGAAGUACCCAGAAUACCUUACAACACAGAAAAAGUUGAUACAUUAAAAUGUAAACUCAACAAGACCAAGCAAUGCUUUUUUUAAAGACCAAAAACACUGAAACCAUACGUGGAAGGCUAUUAUAUCCAAAUCUUGUGUAUCAUCAAGUUUUGGGAGUGCUAUACAUCAUUCACAAAUGUCCCAUCUGGACUGAGUAGAGGCUUCAUAGUUGGCUAUAUAGCAUGUUGCUUGUUCACCUUAAGUGACUGCAACAUCAGCUCAAUCAUCUCGCCCAACAAAUUUUUCUUGGUCUUAGGUUGCCUCUACAGCCUGAAUGUCAAGACUGCAGAUGCUUUUAAGACUUGGUAUAAAAGGGCUUCUACAGCACAUCUUUGAAAUCAUAAUUAUCUGGCUUUUACAAUGUGGCUUUAUGCAGACAUCCUAAGUUCACUCAGAUCUUACCACAAAAUUAACCUGAACAAGUGCUUAUUGAAAUUGUGCAUUUUGGUACCUGCUGGAUUUCCAGUUAUUUAGCAGUUUAAUGUUCAAAUUAUGCCAAAAUAAGACAACACUCAAUGCAUCUUUUUUAUAGUUUCAUCAAGUUUUAAACCUUUAUUUAUUGCAUGUAUUUAUUUGGAUACUUGAGUCUGGAUUCUAACUGCUGUUGGUUAAAGUAAUCUACUCAUUCCUUUAGGAAAGUAGUGAGUUAAAAGUUGUAUUUAUACCAUGUUGAAAUAUGUUAAAAAGUAAAUGUAUGGAAAACAAUUGUGAUUGUGAGUUUAUAUAACAAAACUGGAACGUACUAUUGGAAACUUAAUAGUAAGCAAUACUGUUUGAGAAAGAAAAUCCUAAUAAAAAUAAAAAUUAGUAUAGAUGAACCCCUUGAA